GGGUUUACCCACGUCUGGCUGUGGUUUGCUGUCCCGCCUAGCAUACGGCGUCCAUGACUCCAUAUGAAGCGGAAGCGAACACCUUGCAAAGGACCAUCUUUGAUCAGAGGAAGCGUUUGGAGAGAGCGAACUAUCAGCUCAAAGGUGGGAAAUGUUAGGGAGAAGACUAAUCUCCCUGUUCAAAAGCUCCCCAACGUCGCAGCUUUCUGGCUCUGCAAAGCCCACCUAUGAAGAUAACAGCAAGUCAUUGGCUCGAAAGGCGGUGUCUUUUGUUUUGUUUACCGGAACAGGUGGUGUCGCUCUGAGUGCGCUUGACGACCUUGCUAUUUAUCGUAGCUGUAGCAGCAAGGCCCUAGAGAAAGCCAGUAAGAACCAGGCAGUCAUAGACGCCAUUGGGGAACCUAUUGAAAGGGGUCCAUGGUACAGUGCAUCACUUGCAAUGGCUCAUAAGAGGCAUUCUGUGUCUUGUACAUUUCCUGUGUCUGGACCACAAGGCUCGGGAAUUUUCCAGUUGAAGGCAGUCCAUAAUGGAGCUGAUGACUCCUGGCUAUCAUCCCUUCAGCCUCGUGAUUGGGACAUUCUAAUCAUGGAUGCUCUUCUCCAUAUUCCUGGAAAUGACGACAAGCAUCAAACAUUACGGAUUAGUCUAUCUGACUUCACUCCCCCAGCUUGUAAAGCAUGCACCGAGUGCAAGCCUCAAGAGUCACAGAAUCCAGAGCAGAAAUGAAAGUCUGAUGAUUUUUAAUAUGGUAACAUGUUUCCACCAUUUCAAAGUUGGUAAAUCAAACACCUCCGGUCCAUACUUGAUAUGUGAAUGAAGUAAGUUUUGCGAAAUUUUUGUCUUUCUUUUGAAGAAUAUGAUGAGAUACUUUGGGAAUGUAAUGAAAUUAAGUUCUGCUUGGCUA
Carya illinoinensis is the source of this 905-nucleotide messenger RNA. RefSeq lists its product as uncharacterized. The coding region runs from base 152 to 727 and encodes 191 amino acids. The transcript is spliced from 4 exons. Lineage: Eukaryota; Viridiplantae; Streptophyta; Magnoliopsida; Fagales; Juglandaceae. The record is from RefSeq and is a predicted model, not a curated record.